GUUGUUAUUCCUUCAUUAACCAUCACACAGAUAUAGUGUAUCUAGUACAAUGGUGAUAGAAAGAACUACAUUAUUAGCUGGUGGGGACAGGAGGACACUGCAAGAGUGUUCGACCAGUGGAUAUAGAGGGACCCUCACAGUUUCCACAGACCAGCUGACUGAAGAGUUGGGGGGGGGGGGGCAGCAGUGCCUGUGGGAGGUUGUCGGACUGAAACCCUUCAGCUUGCGAGUGCAGAAAGGCAUGACGCCCCGGUGAGGAGGACCAAGGCUGGGUGAUCCAUUCGGUCAGGCAGGAGGAACAGACGUAAGGAUGGCCCAGAUGGGAGGAUUAGAUGUGAAGGUGAGGAUGGCCCAGAUGGGAGGAUUAGAUGCGAAGGUGAGGAUGGACCAGAUGGGAGGAUUAGAUGUGAAGGUGAGGAUGGCCCAGAUGAGAGGAUUAGAUGUGAAGGUGAGGAUGGCCCAGACGGGAGGAUUAGAUGUGAAGGUGAGGAUGGCCCAGAUGGGAGGAUUAGAUGUGAAGGUGAGGAUGGACCAGAUGGGAGGAUUAGAUGUGAAGGUGAGGAUGGCCCAGAUGAGAGGAUUAGAUGUGAAGGUGAGGAUGGCCCAGAUGAGAGGAUUAGAUGUGAAGGUGAGGAUGGCCCAGAUGGGAGGAUUAGAUGUGAAGGUGAGGAUGACCCAGAUGGGAGGAUUAGAUGUGAAGGUGAGGAUGGGCCAGAUGAGAGGAUUAGAUGUGAAGGUGAGGAUGACCCAGAUGGGAGGAUUAGAUGUGAAGGUGAGGAUGGCCCAGAUGAGAGGAUUAGAUGUGAAGGUGAGGAUGGCCCAGAUGAGAGGAUUAGAUGUGAAGGUGAGGAUGGCCCAGACGGGAGGAUUAGAUGUGAAGAUGAGGAUGGCCCAGAUGGGAGGAUUAGAUGUGAAGGUGAGGAUGGACCAGAUGGGAGGAUUAGAUGUGAAGGUGAGGAUGGCCCAGAUGAGAGGAUUAGAUGUGAAGGUGAGGAUGGCCCAGAUGGGAGGAUUAGAUAUGAAGGUGAGGAUGACCCAGAUGGGAGGAUUAGAUGUGAAGGUGAGGAUGGGCCAGAUGAGAGGAUUAGAUGUGAAGGUGAGGAUGACCCAGAUGGGAGGAUUAGAUGUGAAGGUGAGGAUGGGCCAGAUGGGAGGAUUAGAUGUGAAGGUGAGGAUGGGCCAGAUGGGAGGAUUAGAUGUGAAGGUGAGGAUGGGCCAGAUAGGAGGAUUAGAUGUGAAGGUGAGGAAGGCACAGCUGGGAAAAGUGUACAUGAAGGCAAUGAUGACGCAGAUGGAAGGAGCAGAUUUGAAGGAUGAAGGCAAGGACGACACAAGCAUGAGGAGCAGACAUGAAGGUCAAGCUUCCCCCAUUAUUAACUCGAAAGAGCUCCUGCAAGCCAAAGCAGAGAGGAGCCUUUGGACAAGCCAGGGGAAGGAAGACGUGACUCACUGCUAUUGACCUCCUAAUAGCACUGACGCCAUGCCAUUGGCCUCCUCAUAGACCUGACGCCCUGCCAUUGACCUCCUCAUAGACCUGACUCCCUGCCAUUGACCUCCUCAUAGACCUAAUGCCAUGCCAUUGGCCUCCUCAUAGACCUGACGCCCUGCCAUUGACCUCCUCAUAGACCUGACUCCCUGCCAUUGACCUCCUCAUAGACCUAACGCCAUGCCAUUGGCCUCCUCAUAGACCUGACGCCCUGCCAUUGGCCUCCUCAUAGAUCUGACGCCCUGCCAUUGGCCUCCUCAUAG
Messenger RNA from Brienomyrus brachyistius, 1749 nucleotides. RefSeq lists its product as uncharacterized. The transcript has 2 exons. The record is from RefSeq and is a predicted model, not a curated record. Bases 311 to 1459 code for a protein of 382 amino acids. Lineage: Eukaryota; Metazoa; Chordata; Actinopteri; Osteoglossiformes; Mormyridae.